Messenger RNA from Sesamum indicum (sesame), 3261 nucleotides. RefSeq names its product endo-1,4-beta-xylanase 5-like. Gene Ontology annotation, molecular function: hydrolase activity, hydrolyzing O-glycosyl compounds. The record is from RefSeq and is a predicted model, not a curated record. Gene Ontology annotation, biological process: carbohydrate metabolic process. Lineage: Eukaryota; Viridiplantae; Streptophyta; Magnoliopsida; Lamiales; Pedaliaceae.
ACUUUUCAAAUCAUUUUAUGACCAAUUAAAAGCUUCUAAGAUGUUUAAAUAAGAUUUGCCAAACACCAUCUAAGUAGGACAAACCAAAGAUUUUCAUAGAAAAGUAUGUGUAAUAUUGUUAAUUUUGAGAUCAUUAUUUGCAUUAAAAAUUUUCAAAUACUUCUUUUUUUACCAAAACCAAAAGGCUAAACAUAACCUUUUGAGUUUACGAAUAUUCAGACUUAUAACUUCAGUAAACAUUAAUACAUUAAUGGCCUACAAAUACACAGCCUCAUGUAUGAUUUCCCGUAUCAAACUAGUUGGAGUUCAAUAAAUGAAAAUUUUAAACUUCCAGCAUGAGUUUCAUGUAAAAUUUGUUAUUUAUUAUGUAGGAGUUACAUGUUUGGUCUCAAGAUUAAUUAUGGCAUGUUUUAAAUUAAAUGCCAGAUACAUGCGCACUUAUUACACUACUACAAUCAGACGUUACUCACUUCUUUCUAUGUAGUUAUUUUGAUUGAAGAUCAAUUUAAAAUGCCCAUUAUAAGUUGUGUAUGAACAUUUUAUUUGCUAAUAUUGUUAUAGUCUUUGAUUAAUGUGAAAAUUUGAUUAUCGUUCCGCAAAGUAGCAAGCAUUAAGCCCAUCCUGAUAUUUCCAGGGCUAAGGCCAAGGUAUAUUUUUGUUAUUAAAUACUUGAACAAUUAUGUACGUUCGCGAUAUUUUUAUCCCUUUUGUUAUGCAUAAACUGAAAAAUAAAGCUUUUUUAGAUCAAAAUACUUCAUUAUUUUCGAGAAGUGAAAAUAAAAUUUUAAAAAUUACACAAGUUUGUGCGCAUUAUUUUUGACAUAAAAAAAAAAAUACACGCACGUAUAAAAUUAUUAUGUUUUUGUUGUAUUCUUUUCUGAAAUACUUUAAAAUUGAACCCAUUCAUAACCAAUUGCAAUAAAUUUGGCCACUUUGGCAUUUGAUUUUAUCAUAGAUUCAACAUAAAUGGUCCGAUAUUGGUUUCCUCGUAUCAUCAAUUGCUAACAUAAAAGAUAUAAAACAUUAACCUGGACAUCAAAUGUAAUAUUUUUCUUCCUCUUCUGCAUUAGCCACGCUCGACUUUAUGCUACAUGUAAUGAGAUAUGGAUUACGCCAUCAUAGCACCUAUUCCUUAAUUAUUUACAAUGACGACUCAAAUAAAUCUUUAAUUACUAAAUCCUCCCUACUCCUCGACACAGUUAUUCUUCUAACUCCAGGAAUGAAAAUUAAUGUUCAGGGCAAGAUGCUUGUUAUUUUGUGCUCUCUACUUCUCGCAGGUUGUGCUAUUGCAACCUGUGAUUCAUCUUAUGACUACUCAGCCAGCAUUCAAUGCCUGGCUGAGCCUUUGAAUCCUCAAUAUGGAGGUGGCCUGGUGGGGAACCCUAAUUUUGAUUCGGGUUUGGAUGAAUGGAGUGCGUUUGGAGGUGGAAAAGUUGUAGUGAGAAAAUCUAAGAAUGGUAACAAUUAUAUGGCAGCAUACCGUAGAAUUCUGCCGAGUGAUAGUUUUUCGCAUGUAUUUUAUCUUCAGAAAGAUCUUUUAUAUACCUUUUCAGCAUGGUUGCAACUCGAUAAAGGGAAAGACAUCAUAUCGGCUUUUUUGGAAAUUCCAAAGGGACAAAGUAUAAUUGUUGGUUCGGUAAUAGCAAAAUCUGGCUGCUGGUCCAUGCUUAAAGGAGGAUUUACAGUCCAUGAAAAUAUGAAAGCUGAAAUUUAUUUUACGAGUAAAAACACUCAAGUUGAACUUUGGAUAGACAAUGUCUCACUAAAGCCAUUCACCAGAAUAGAAUGGCAACAACAACAAAACAAAAGCAUCGAUCGGGUGCGCAAGAGGAAAAUAAGAAUCCAUGUAACUACCCAGGAGGGGCUGAAGCUCCCAGGCGCAAGUAUCAUCGUCAAUCAAAUAAGGCCUUAUUUUCCGCUUGGCUGCAGCACUGCGGGGACUAUCAUAAAUCACAAGCCUUAUCAAGACUGGUUCACCUCUCGUUUCACCGCGACGACCUUCAACAACGAAAUGAAGUGGUACUAUACAGAAGUAUAUCCAGGGAAAGAAAACUACACGGUCACGGACGCCAUGGUUUCAUUUUUCAAGAAAAACAGGAUUGCCAUAAGAGGCCACGCCAUUCUUUGGGCUGCCGGGAAUGUGACCCAACCUUGGGUAAAACUUCUACCCCCUAAGGAGAUUCUGAACGCAGCCGUCCGACGAACGGGAUCUGUCGUUUCAAGGUAUUUGGGCGAUGUUAUUGCGUGGGAUGUCAUGAAUGAGAACUUGCACUACUCCUUCUAUGAAGAGAAAAUCAGGCCAAAUGCUACCGCUAUGUUUUACCAGAUUGCUCGGGCAUUGGAUCCCCAAACUCCCCUGUUUUUAAACGAGUAUAAUACUCUGGAGUUCCCUCUUGAUAUGGCAGUGAUCCCGUCCAAGUAUGUGGAAAAGAUCAGGGAGAUAAGAUCCUUUCCGGGCAACGAGCGCCUGAAAAUGCAAAUUGGAUUACAAGGCCAUUUCUGGCGAAAACCAAAUGUUUCUCACAUGCGAGCUACAUUGGACGUUCUUGGAGCGAUUAAUACCCCGAUUUGGCUCACCGAACUCGAUACUAAGAGGGGUCCAAAUCAGGCUGCCCAACUGGAGGAGGUUAUGAGGGAGGCGUUCUCACAUCCUGCGGUGGAAGGAAUCAUUGUGUGGGGAGGGUGGAAGCCGACAGGUUGUAACCAGACAUGCUUGACGGACAAGAAUUACGACGUGUUGCCGAAAGGAUGCGCUGAAAUGUGCCUGAUAGACAACAAUUUCAAGAACCUGCCGGCAGGAGAUGUUGUGGAUAAGUUGAUCAAUGAAUGGAAAACUACAAAUGUAACAGGCGUGACAGACGGGGAUGGAGUUUUUGAACAUAAAGUGUUUCUUGGGGAUUAUUCAGUUACUUAUUCUCAUCCAUUGAUUCCUCGUCCUGUGAAUAAAAUAUUCAGUGUGAGGAAGGAGAAAGGGCCGUUGGAAUUAUGGCUCCCUCUGUAAUAAUUCCUUUGUUUGGAUUACAUAUUUAGCUUCUUGAAUAAUAAGCCCAUGAGCGUGUGUUUCUCAGGGGUCCUUUUAAUAACACAUAACCCAUAAAUUCUACAUGGGAGAACAAUCUAGUUCCGCCGCCUCCAACCAAGCAUGUCUCCGUUGUACUUGUAACUCUGCCAGCUCUCUGAAACCUACACCAUCUCCGGAUCAAGUCUCUGCCCACUCACCAUUCUCAACCACUCUGCAACUUUACUGUCAAUCGGUCACCC